CAUCCGGAAGAUAUUACAACCAAACAUAUAUCAAAUUAUAAAGACGAGAUGUAUUUCAAAUGGUGGUUCUAUGCUGAUUACAAUUUUACCCUUACAACAUUGUGGUCUCCUUUUCUAGUGAAAUCCACCAGAGCUUACCUUAAUGAUACUUCUUUGGACAAUGCGGAAAAACUCUAUCUAGAUGAAGCAGAUCAAGCUUGGACUAGUCAAAUACAGAAUUUUGACUUCAUAAUUUUCUCAGGAGGACAAUGGUUCUUUAGGCCCUUAACAUUCAUCCAGAAUGACCAAGUUAUUGGAUGUCAAUUAUGUCAAAACAACACUCAACAUGACUUCCAUGGAUAUAGAGUAGCAUUUAGAACAGCCUUUAGAGCUAUUGUAAAUCUUAAAGGGUUUAAGGGGUUAACAUUUUUGGUGACACACUCUCCGAAUCACUUUGAGAAUGGAGAGUGGAACAAAGGUGGGGCUUGUAAUAGAACAAUGCCAUAUGCUAGCAUGGAAGAUGAGGUGGCAAUGCAUAUUCCAUAUGCACUAGAGGAGUUACAUCAAAUGCAGGUGGAGGAGUUUUUAGAAGCAGAAAAGGAAGCAAAGAAAAAGGGUUUGAAAUUUGUUCUGAUGGAUAUAACUGAUGCAAUGUUAAUGAGACCAGAUGGGCAUCCUAAUAAAUAUGGGCAUGCGAUUCAUAAAAAUGUUACCAUCAAUGACUGCGUCCAUUGGUGUAUGCCAGGACCUGUUGAUACGUGGAAUGAGUUUUUGUUAUAUUUGUUGAAAAUGCAAAUGUGA
This is a messenger RNA of Arachis duranensis, 780 nucleotides long. RefSeq names its product protein trichome birefringence-like 19. NCBI's taxonomy places the organism in Eukaryota, Viridiplantae, Streptophyta, Magnoliopsida, Fabales, Fabaceae. Gene Ontology annotation, molecular function: O-acetyltransferase activity. The transcript has a single exon. Bases 49 to 780 code for a protein of 243 amino acids. The record is from RefSeq and is a predicted model, not a curated record. Gene Ontology annotation, cellular component: Golgi apparatus.